Aspergillus homomorphus CBS 101889 is the source of this 1061-nucleotide messenger RNA. RefSeq names its product putative TFIID and and SAGA complex TAF10 subunit. Gene Ontology annotation, cellular component: transcription factor TFIID complex; nucleus; SAGA complex. The coding region runs from base 198 to 1061 and encodes 287 amino acids. The record is from RefSeq and is a predicted model, not a curated record. Gene Ontology annotation, molecular function: promoter-specific chromatin binding; RNA polymerase II general transcription initiation factor activity. Gene Ontology annotation, biological process: transcription initiation at RNA polymerase II promoter. The transcript is spliced from 2 exons. Lineage: Eukaryota; Fungi; Ascomycota; Eurotiomycetes; Eurotiales; Aspergillaceae.
AGUCAAUCACUUCCCAUUCACCCCAACCCACACGCGGCACUGCCAUCUCACAAAUUGCAGGGAUUUCGCAUUGAUUGUAUACCUACCUAUAAACUGCUUGCUGCCCUUGCAUUCACCGCCGACCGCGACCCCUGCCAACCAUUGGACUGUUUCUUUGCGUCCGCUGCGAUCCCUUGCGCCUUUGUGGUCAGCCAACCAUGGCCGAAUCAUCGUCAUCACAGCCUUCUGUUCCGCCUUCAUCAUCGCAACCUCCUCCUCCUCCUCCAGCAGCAGCAACUGCAGCUGCCGCAGCUUCAUCCACCCCGGUCCCGCCAUCCAGCCAACCCGCCGCAACCUCACCCGGCACGAUCGUGCCUAAACAAGAGCCAGACAUCGCAGACACCAACGCGCUAGACAACUCGAUCUCACAAGAAGACGUCGAGAUGGCCAACACGGGCCCCAGCGCCACCGCCGCCAACCCGACGAGCGGCGGCAACGAAGAAGCCGGCAACUCGGUCCCGGCGCCUACCUCCGUCGACGCGCUGGCAGCGGCGUCAGCGCCGUCAAAGAAAGAAACCAGUUUACGCGAAUUCCUAGGGAAGAUGGACGAAUAUGCACCGAUCAUCCCGGACGCAGUAACAGCCCACUACCUAACCCUCGCCGGCCUCCCACCCCCAGGCACAGGACCCAACCAAACACCCCCGCACCUAGCGCGGCUCCUCGCCCUCGCGACCCAGAAGUUCAUCGCCGACAUCGCGGCCGACUCGUACCAGUACGCUCGCAUCCGCGCGUCCAACAGCUCGUCCGCCAACAACCCGAUGGGCAGUUUGAAUGCCGCGUCGGGGCUGGGCAUGCCCGGUGGCGCUGGGGGGGUGGGGUCUACGGGCGCGGCGGCCGGUAUGUCCGGCGGAGACGCUGGCAAGGGGAAGGCCGGUACGCAUUUGGGGAUCCAGAGGCCUGGGUUCGGCGGUGGAGGGUCUGGUGGCUCCGGUCAGGGUCGCACGGUGCUUACUAUGGAGGAUUUGGGGAUGGCGGUUGCGGAGUAUGGGGUUAGUGUUAAGCGGGGGGAGUUUUAUCGCUGA